AUGAGCACAGAACGACAGGAGCCUCCUAAGGAUCCAGAUUUCCUGUCCUACUUGUCAUUUCCGUCUAAUAAAUCAAAGGGAAAGAAGCAUAUUAUUAUAGUUGGAGCCGGAAUUAUUGGUGUCUGUAUAGCGUACUACAUUACACAUCAUCCCAAGUUUGAUCCCAAGAAGCAUUAUAUUACUAUAGUGGAGAGUAAACGUGUGGCCGGUGGAGCAUCUGGAAAAGCUGGGGGGUUAUUAGCUCUAUGGGCUUUCCCUCAGCAAAUUGUGCCUGUAAGCUUUAAAUUACACCAGGAGUUGGCCAAAAAAUAUGAUGGGGCAAAAAACUGGGGAUACAGAAGGUUAACUACAGUCAGUGUUGAGGGAGAUAUAUCAAAGAAAAAGGUUUCGCAUGUCAAAAAGCUGCGUGAAGAAAAUGAAAAAUCACCUUCCCCUGUAGAUGAAGAUGGUUCGGGUAAAUCCGAGAAAAAGACAAGUAGGACCAGUUCUGCUAAGGAGGUGAAACGGAAGAAGGCUCAAAAGAAAAUGCCAUUACCAAGCAAUUUGAAGUGGAUAGAUCCUAGUUUAAUAAGCGACUGGAAUUUACUAGGAGAUGAAAGUACCACCGCACAGGUUCAUCCAUAUCAGUUUACCACUUUCAUGUUAAAGAAGUGCCUUGAAACAGGAUGUGUCGAACUUAUUAUAGGAAAAGCUGAGGACAUAAUUCUUGAUGAGGACUCUGGAAAGUGUGAGGGCUUGAUUUACAAGCCUUCAAGUGCCAAAGCACAAUAUGAUAAGACAUCAAAGGAGAGGGUUGAGCUCCGCGGUGAUAAAGUGAUUGUGGCCAUUGGACCAUGGACUUCAAAGAUACUGCCAGAUUGCCCUAUAUCGGGACUCCGAGCACACUCAAUCUUGAUUAAACCUGAGGAUAUGAGCAAGAUAACACCGCAUGCCAUAUUCACAGAGCUUCGUACUGAUAAGCAAAGCUUUGUGAGCCCCGAAAUCUAUUCAAGAAAAGAUGAAGUGUACGUUUGCGGAGAAGGUGACUCGAGUGUCUUAAUACCUGAGACUACUGAUGAUGUUGAAGUUGUGACUGCGAAGUGUGACAAGCUAUUUAGUUAUGUCUCGAAAAUAUCUCCGAACUUGGCACAUGGAAAGCUUAUAAAAAGGCAAGCUUGCUAUCUUCCUGUGCUUGAUAUUCCAUCCUCGUCGGGUCCAUUGAUUGGUGAAACCAACGUUGAAAAUCUGAUAUUAGCUUCAGGACAUUCCUGUUGGGGUAUUAAUAAUGCUCCAGCUACAGGUUUGCUUGUGAGUGAGAUUGUGCUUGAUGGAGAAGCCAAAAGCUGUGAUAUUAGUGCUUUGGACCCAUCUCUAUACUUUGAUGCGUCUCUAGUUUAUGACGAUGAUGAAAAUGAUGAUGAUUACAGUGAUGAUGGUGAUGAAAGCGAUGACGAGGAUGAUGAUGAUCAGAAUAACUCCAGCUAUCAUGAAAGCACGGAGGAAGAAGCUGAGGAAUGA
Molecule: messenger RNA, 1497 nt
Organism: Brettanomyces bruxellensis
Lineage: Eukaryota; Fungi; Ascomycota; Pichiomycetes; Pichiales; Pichiaceae
Exons: 1
Coding region: 1-1497 (498 amino acids)
Biological process (GO): retrograde transport, endosome to Golgi
Cellular component (GO): cytoplasm; late endosome
Molecular function (GO): oxidoreductase activity
Source: RefSeq, a predicted model, not a curated record